GUCAAGCUGGGAGCUGCCCGACCUGCGAGAAGGAAGAGUAAAAGCCAUCAGCGAUUCGGAUGGCGUGAGCUACCCCUGGUAUGGAAACACCACAGAAACUGUGACCCUGGUCGGGCCCACUAACAAGAUCUCCAGGUUCUCGGUCAGCAUGAAUGACAAUUUCUACCCCAGCGUGACAUGGGCUGUCCCUGUGAGCAACAGUAACGUGCCACUGCUGACCAGGAUUAAAAGGGACCAGAGCUUUACCACGUGGCUGGUGGCCAUGAACACCACCACCAAGGAAAAGAUCAUCUUGCAGACUAUAAAGUGGAGGAUGCGUGUGGACAUAGAGGUUGAUCCCAUGCAGCUGCUGGGGCAGCGGGCUCGGCUGGUGGGAAGGACUCAGCAGGAGCAGCCCCGGAUCCUCAGCAGGAUGGAGCCCAUCCCACCAAACGCACUAGUGAAGCCCAAUGCCAACGAUGCCCAGGUCCUCAUGUGGAGACCCAAGCGAGGCCAGCCUAUAGUUGUGAUACCUCCCAAGUAG
This is a messenger RNA of Phaethon lepturus (White-tailed tropicbird), 523 nucleotides long. RefSeq names its product family with sequence similarity 78, member B (gene FAM78B). Lineage: Eukaryota; Metazoa; Chordata; Aves; Phaethontiformes; Phaethontidae. The transcript has a single exon. The record is from RefSeq and is a predicted model, not a curated record. The annotation marks the transcript as partial.